Messenger RNA from Drosophila miranda, 465 nucleotides. RefSeq names its product muscle LIM protein 1-like. The record is from RefSeq and is a predicted model, not a curated record. The transcript has 3 exons. Gene Ontology annotation, molecular function: structural constituent of muscle; actinin binding. Lineage: Eukaryota; Metazoa; Arthropoda; Insecta; Diptera; Drosophilidae. Gene Ontology annotation, biological process: muscle tissue development; sarcomere organization. The coding region runs from base 103 to 381 and encodes 92 amino acids. Gene Ontology annotation, cellular component: Z disc; nucleus; cytoplasm.
ACCUGUGUACAGAAUCUUUCCAGUCUAGUCCGCGGCAUUUCCGACGAAUAGGAACUACUUCACAGAGUACCUCCGAAGACAUACACAAACACACACAUCAAAAUGCCUUUUGUUCCCGUGGAAACUCCCAAGUGCCCAGCAUGCGGAAAGUCGGUCUAUGCCGCUGAGGAGCGCGUUGCUGGUGGCUACAAAUUCCAUAAAACAUGCUUCAAGUGCAGCAUGUGUAACAAGGCUCUGGACUCCACAAACUGCACCGAGCAUGAAAAGGAACUGUUCUGCAAAAACUGCCACGGACGCAAGUACGGACCCAAGGGUUACGGUUUCGGUGGUGGUGCCGGUUGCCUGUCCAUGGACACUGGCUCUCACUUCAACAGAGAGUAAGGACUAAAAUAAAAUAUGUUUUGUAUGAAAAGUGUCAAAUUCCUUGAAUUAAAUGUGUAGUGUUGCUUGCUAUUAGAACCUGUA